ACUGGGAGGCGGCAGUAAUGGCGGCGGCGGGAACCGGACCCGGCCCGGGAGCGGGUUCCGGACCUGGCCCUGUAGCGGCAGCAAAUGCAAUAACGGCAGAAGAGGGAGAAACGAAACCGGUGACAGCGGUAGCAGCCACUCCGGCCGGAGAGGGGACGUCUGCUGCUCCGGCGACUGAGCCUAGUUCUGGAGAGGCUGAAAGCGGGGAUGCAAACUUGGUUGAUGUAAGUGGUGGUUUGGAGACAGAAUCCUCUAAUGGAAAAGAUACACUAGAAGGUGCUGGGGAUACUUCAGAGGUGAUGGAUACUCAGGCAGGGUCCGUGGAUGAAGAAAACUGCCGACAGUUGGGAGAGGUGGAAUUGCAGUGUGGGAUAUGUACAAAAUGGUUCACAGCAGACACCUUUGGCAUAGAUACUUCAUCCUGUCUCCCUUUCAUGACCAACUACAGUUUCCAUUGCAACGUGUGCCAUCAUAGUGGAAAUACUUAUUUCCUCCGGAAGCAAGCAAAUUUAAAGGAAAUGUGCCUUAGUGCUUUGGCCAACCUAACAUGGCAGUCUCGAACACAGGAUGAACAUCCAAAAACAAUGUUCUCCAAAGAUAAGGAUAUUAUACCAUUUAUUGAUAAAUAUUGGGAGUGCAUGACAACCAGACAGAGACCUGGGAAAAUGACUUGGCCAAAUAACAUUGUCAAAACAAUGAGUAAAGAAAGAGAUGUAUUCUUGGUGAAAGAACACCCUGAUCCAGGAAGUAAAGACCCCGAAGAAGAUUACCCCAAAUUUGGACUUUUGGAUCAGGAUCUUAGUAACAUUGGUCCUGCUUAUGACAACCAGAAACAAAGUAGUACUGUGUCUACCAGUGGGAAUCUAAAUGGGGGAAUUGCAGCAGGAAGCAGUGGAAAAGGAAGAGGAGCUAAGCGCAAACAGCAGGAUGGAGGAACUACAGGGACUACCAAGAAGGCCCGGAGUGAUCCUUUGUUUUCUGCUCAGCGUCUUCCCCCUCAUGGCUACCCUCUGGAGCACCCCUUCAACAAAGAUGGCUAUCGGUAUAUUCUAGCUGAGCCUGAUCCCCAUGCUCCUGACCCUGAGAAACUUGAACUUGACUGCUGGGCAGGAAAACCUAUUCCUGGAGAUCUUUACAGAGCCUGCUUGUAUGAACGGGUUUUGUUAGCCCUGCAUGAUCGAGCUCCACAGUUAAAAAUCUCUGACGACCGUCUGACUGUGAUUGGAGAGAAGGGCUACUCCAUGGUUCGGGCUUCUCAUGGAGUGCGGAAAGGUGCCUGGUACUUUGAAAUCACUGUGGAUGAGAUGCCACCAGACACUGCUGCCAGACUGGGUUGGUCCCAGCCUCUAGGUAACCUUCAAGCUCCCCUGGGUUAUGAUAAAUUUAGUUAUUCUUGGAGAAGCAAAAAAGGAACCAAAUUUCACCAAUCUAUUGGAAAACACUACUCUUCUGGCUAUGGACAGGGGGAUGUCCUAGGAUUUUAUAUCAAUCUUCCUGAAGACACAGAGACAGCCAAGUCACUGCCUGAUACUUAUAAGGAUAAGGCCUUGAUAAAGUUCAAAAGUUAUUUGUAUUUUGAGGAAAAAGACUUUGUGGAUAAAGCAGAGAAGAGCCUAAAGCAGACACCCCAUAGUGAGAUAAUAUUUUAUAAAAACGGUGUCAAUCAAGGUGUGGCUUACAAAGAUAUUUUUGAAGGAGUUUACUUUCCAGCCAUUUCACUGUACAAGAGCUGCACGGUUUCCAUUAACUUUGGACCAUGCUUCAAGUAUCCUCCAAAGGAUCUCACUUACCACCCUAUGAGUGACAUGGGCUGGGGUGCUGUGGUAGAACACACUCUGGCUGAUGUCUUAUAUCACGUGGAGACAGAAGUGGAUGGAAGGCGCAGUCCCCCCUGGGAACCUUGACCAUUCUUCUUUUUUUCCAGACACAGACUUUCUGGGGAAUAAGACCAGGGUUUUUAUUUUUGUUUUCUGUCAGAUAUUCUCCCAAAGAUGCUACAGAACACAGCCUCUAUUUUCAGCAAGUUAAAAGGCUGAGUAGGCUGCGGGAGACCCCUACCCUUCAACAUUCCCUGCCCACUUCCAGUGACUCUUCUUGUUUUGUGUGCCAUAAACAACUUGUGACCCCAGGAUCCCACAAGCUCCCUGUAAAACUGGUGCUCUUCCACAUCCCUGUCAGCUGGGACUUACUACCUUACUGUUUUUUCUAAGGAGUAAAUAAUAAUCUUGUCCAAGUAGCUAACUUAAGACAUUUCCUCCUGUGGGCAUUGACUCCAUCCCACUUGAUUUCCAUGGAGAUGUUGAGCCUGUUUAUGAGAGGAGCUUAAAUCAGUGGCUGUAUAUUUCAAACCAAUCUAAAAGCUAUUUCCUUUUGGUGUGGGUUUGGUUAUUAAUUUUGAAAUAACUUUUUCAAUACUGGGAUCUCUGAAACUCCUGGGUCUCUAGAACUGUAAUGUUGAAAUAAACUUGCCUGCAGCUUUAACACAAUUAGAACUAUUCCCCAAUAAAACUUGUUUCCAGGUUUGUGAGGUA
This is a messenger RNA of Marmota flaviventris (yellow-bellied marmot), 2531 nucleotides long. It is a transcript of the gene Ash2l, whose product is annotated as ASH2 like, histone lysine methyltransferase complex subunit. Gene Ontology annotation, cellular component: Set1C/COMPASS complex. The record is from RefSeq and is a predicted model, not a curated record. Lineage: Eukaryota; Metazoa; Chordata; Mammalia; Rodentia; Sciuridae. Gene Ontology annotation, molecular function: protein binding; transcription cis-regulatory region binding.